GCGUAGACAGGUGGAGACUUGAAGAAGGCCCAAGUAGACUGGUUCCAGGCUAUACUUGUUAUUGAACGGAACAGAUUACAGUGAGAUCGGCGGUGCUAUUGUUUGAUCAUGAAAGAAUGCGGGGAAGAACUUCUGGAAGGUUUUAAACAACGAACUCGAUGAUAUGGCUGACCCGUCCUAGACUGUUGAUACGGUCAAAUAGAGCAAUUGUAGGAAAAGACCUAGUCAAACAUGAGAGCACUGUCCCCAACUCCCUUCCACCUCUUCCACCUCUUCCUCACCGUACCACUACCUCCAGCCCAUUACCUUGGCUUUCUCUUGCUGAAAUCGACGGAUACCUAAAGCCUCUUCGCGCUCAUAUCCCCUGGACGUUCACCACUGCGAACACUAUUUCCGCGGCUACAGGAAAUAAGACAAAGGCUGGUCCUGGCUGGUCAUAUCAUGGCAAAUACGCGUUCAGAGCGAGAGAGUUUGGUUUGCAAUUUGCAGCGAGAGUGAGGGAUGUACUGAAUGACGAAGGGAUUCCGUAUUUGGGGCUCCAAUCCACGGACUUUGAUCUUCAUAUCGCUUCGAGGCUUGACCGCCGUGAUUCAACUGAAUCAACGACAUCUGAUUCGGACGCUGCUCCCAAGCUUCCGCUUAACGACCCAAACGUAGACCAGCCAAAAAUGAAAGAAAGUAGAGAAGACGAGACCGUGGUAAUUUUGAAGAUCAAAACUCACCUGGCAUACAUUCCCGAGGAGAUUUUGAGUCUCAGGCCACAGCUCCCAGCCACAAAGGACACUCCCUUCCCGAUCACGCUGACAACGCCCGGCCUUACCAUUCGCGACGUACGCUUCGCAAUGCUGGUAGACGAAAUGUUUAGGAACGAGUACAUCAAAACCGGACGAGGGUUUGAAUCAAAGCAGCCAUCCUCGCUUGCUUAUCCAUCGGCUCAACAGAUGGCAUCCAACAUAUUUCGGCAGGGAUUUUGUAGAUGCUGUGGGCUACCACAUCCCUUGCAUCAAUGCCACAAGAGAAAACACUAUCCACCUGCGGGUAAUUGCAGCGUAUGUGGUGGGAACCAUUGGGUUAUCGAUUGCUCAGUAUUGAGAAAGAAGAAGGGAAAAAAAGCAAGCGUACAGUGAUGAGGAGGGGCUUCUCCACAACCCCGCAAUGCAUGCCCGUCCUUUCAUGUUUGGAUAGGUGUUAACUAGUUAGUUCCUAUUGGAUCAAUAGAAUAGGCGUGUACUUAUCACAACAGUCUACAUCUAAAACUGCCUUUCUACUAUAGAGAAGUCACCGUUAUGCGAGACCUGACUUGAUGCAU
Lentinula edodes (shiitake mushroom) is the source of this 1309-nucleotide messenger RNA. RefSeq lists its product as uncharacterized. NCBI's taxonomy places the organism in Eukaryota, Fungi, Basidiomycota, Agaricomycetes, Agaricales, Omphalotaceae. The transcript has 5 exons. The record is from RefSeq and is a predicted model, not a curated record. The coding region runs from base 159 to 1127 and encodes 322 amino acids.